AUGUCCUACAGGAGAAAGAGAAAAACUAUCUUGAUUCUUCACUUUGGACUGAGUUUAACCUUCAAACUACCUCUUGCAGUAACGAUAGCUGACAUGGCUGCUGAGAACUCAGGCUCCACACAUAUCUCUAUUAUUUCCUACAAGUGGACCAUUACCAAAUUCUCCUUUUGCAUGGAGGGAAUGACGGAACCCAUUACAAGUGCGACUUUCUCUUCAGGACCCUAUGACAAACACAAAUGGUGUUUAAGAGUGCACCCCAGUGGAAUCGAUGAAGAGAGCAAAGACUACCUGUCAGUUUACCUAGUGUUGCUCAACUGUUCAAUAAGCCCAGUUUGGGCAAAGUUUCAGUUUUGGAUCAUCAACAACCAAGGAGAAAAAUGCCAUGAACUGUCGAGCCAAAGCCUUUUCAGGUUCCUGCCUGACAGCAAGUGGGGAUUCAAACAGUUCAUCCAGAAAGAUUUCCUCUUAUUACAAGCAGAAUUUCUUCUUCCUGGGGACAGUCUCACCCUUCUAUGUCAAGUGACCAUGGUUCAAGAGUCCUGCAAUGUUGGUAGACUAAACACAACCUCAGCAAUCAAGGUUCCAAAGUGCACAUUGAGAGAUGAGCUAGGUGAGCUGUGGGAGAAUUCCCUCUUCACAGACUGCUGCCUGGUAGUAGGUGAUCAGGAAUUCAGGGCUCACAAGGCCAUCUUAGCAGCUCGCUCUCCAGUUUUCAGAGCCAUGUUUGAACAUGAAAUGGAGGAGAAGCAAAAGAACCGAGUUGAGAUCCAUGGCAUGGAACCACAAGUCUUCAAGGAGAUGAUGACCUUCAUUUACACGGGGAAGGUGCCAAACCUCUACACCAUGGCUGCUGGAGUGCUGGCAGCUGCUGACAAGUAUGGCCUGGAGCGCUUGAAGGUCCUGUGUGAGGAUGCCCUCUGCAGGGACCUCUCAGUGGAGAAUGUGGCUCAUACUCUGUUCCUGGCUGACCUACACAGUGCAGAGCAGCUCAAAAUGCAGGCACUGGAUUUCAUCACAGAGCAUGCUUUUGAGGUCUUUGAGUCCUCAGAGUGGAAUGCGAUGGUGGUUUCCCAUCCACACUUGCUGGCUGAAGCAUUCCGCUCCCUGGCUUCUGCCUAGGAGCCUCCUAGCAAACAGCUGGUGAGAUGGUAGCACCUGGUUAGUCGUGACCUACACCUGUCCUCCAGAAGCAGCAGCCAGUGUUGUUACCAGUGACUCCUGCAUUGACUAAGGGUUGCUGCUGCAUUUACAGUGAAUCUGGGGAAGGACAGCAUGGUGGCUCAAGAUUUCACACAGCUGGGAACACGUUGGAAUGAUGCCUGGUUUGUGAGUACUGGAGAGAUAACUACGUUGGCAAAAUGAGAUUUGCUCUUGCAGGGGACACCUGGACAGUUGUCGGCAUCCAUGGGAGAGUUUUCAUCCAUCAGUAACUGGACGUUCAGCAGACCUGAGGCAGUUUGUCGUCUCCAAGGUCACAUAUUCCUCUGUAAACACAACGUGACAAACAAAAUGAAUAAAAAUGAUGAAAUUCG
Molecule: messenger RNA, 1532 nt
Organism: Psammomys obesus (fat sand rat)
Lineage: Eukaryota; Metazoa; Chordata; Mammalia; Rodentia; Muridae
Product: speckle-type POZ protein-like
Exons: 2
Coding region: 1-1119 (372 amino acids)
Biological process (GO): regulation of proteolysis; proteasome-mediated ubiquitin-dependent protein catabolic process
Cellular component (GO): nucleus; cytoplasm
Molecular function (GO): ubiquitin protein ligase binding
Source: RefSeq, a predicted model, not a curated record